Molecule: messenger RNA, 4385 nt
Organism: Styela clava
Lineage: Eukaryota; Metazoa; Chordata; Ascidiacea; Stolidobranchia; Styelidae
Source: RefSeq, a predicted model, not a curated record
AUGGCUGAAUAUCGAGCCAGAAACUCGAUGGAUGGACAACCUACAAUCCAUCAAAUAUCGAAUAACGCCUGCAAUUCUAAUUUGUUCAUCUCAUGGCAACCACAUAUAAAUGCUGUAGGAUUCCCUCACAAGAUCGAAGUAAGUCCGACCACAGGUGGAUCAACAAGAUGGGCGAAUUCAACAACAUCUGAGAAUCAAGAAACCACAAUACCCGGUUUGUCGCCAACCACAACCUAUCAAAUCAAGAUAACUGCAUGUGUAACAAAAGAUAAUUGUCCAUCCAAAUAUUCCGCCACAGAAAGCGAAAAAACAGGGGGAGCAACGUUGUCUGCUGAGUCUUCGUCUACUAAACAGAUCAAGGAGAAUCAAACUUGUGUCAUCGAUUGGACAUUUCCAAACAGUGCAAAGAUUGGUGGCACGUAUAACGUUGAAGUUAACUUAACUUCGUAUUUGGCUACGUCCCGAGUUUCCAAUAAGCAGUCAACAUACAACUUGAUCAAUGUAACAUCAUCGUUGCCGCAUUCCUUUCAACCAGACCCAAAUCGCAAUUAUUCAGCUUCGAUAAAAAUAUUCAAUUGUGCCGGAGCGAGUCAAUCAAUCGAUUCUGGUGGACUUUGCACUGGAAGACCAAAAGCACCUGUAGAAGUAUCUUCACUUCAGCCUGUUGAAAACAAUGUUAUAAAUGAAAAUGGAACUAAAGAAAUGACUUUGCCGCGACCAGAUGAAACAAACGGACUCGUGAGUUGCAUGUUGGUGCUCGUUCGGAAAACUGGAUCGGAGGUUGCUGCUAAAGUUUCAUUGGACAAUUUGAAAGAAGUGAACAAAUCUUCAGAAGACGGAGAAUAUAUUGCAAUGGCCAUACCAGUCACAGGAAUGAACGAGCAAGAAAUGAAAAUCAUUCUCGGAGACGAAUCUGAGUCAUCAUGUGACGCAAACGAUACUGGUAUUAAUAGUUCAAGGAAAAGGAAGAAACGAUCAACACAGAACGGAAAUGUAUUUGUUGGACAAAAUAAUAGAUUUAUCAAAGGAGAAAAAUACAAAGUUUCAGUUGUGACUUCCACACCAUCUGGUGAUGAAGUAUACUUCUUACGGAGCCCGGAAAUUACUUUGAAAUGGGCAACAGAAGAUGGUACAGGCGGUGAAAACGGCGGAACACCCAGCUGGAUAUUUGCUAUCAUUGCCGUGGUCGUGCUUAUUCUCAUAGUUGGAAUUAUAAUUAUUAUCAUAAUAAUGAAAAAAAGAAAAAACAAUCAAGCAACGAAGACCGAAGUUCAGCCGUCUGGAUUUGACAAUCCUGUUCCACCGACACCGAACAUUGCUUCACAUGCCAGCAACGAUGCCCCAAGAGCCCCGCCAGCUGUACAGCCACGAAGACCAACUGCUAAUGAAGUACAUAUAGAAGAAGGACAAGACGCUUAUGUGAACUAUGUGCCGAAAAAAGCUGAAAGAAAAACAGAAACAUCAAUUUCUAUUUCUGACUUGGAGAAGAUUUACAACUCUAUGAAGGCCAGAGAAAACAGACUGUUUUUGGAGCAAUUUCAGAAACUUCUCCAAGAGGCAGCAAGAUAUGGCGGAACAAAAAAGUUUGCGUCCAAUGAGGCUUUGAGGAAGAAAAAUCGAUAUAAAAAUAUACUGCCAUUUGAUGAUACCCGAGUUCCGUUAACCGGGGCGAAAUCUGGCUACAUCAACGCCUGUUUCAUAAAUGGCCACAACGUACGACACAAAUACAUUGCAACACAAGGGCCUCUGCCCGAUACCGUUGGUGACUUUUGGCAGAUGGUAUUAGAGCAACAAAGUAAAGUAAUCGUCAUGUUGGCAAAGGAGAUCGAAGCAGGAAAAAAAAAAUGCCAAAAGUACUGGCCUGACGCCGGGAAAAAGCUACCGAUAGGAGACAUAGUAAUUGAAAAUGCACAAGAAGUCAAUUACAGUGCUUUCAUGAGACGGGUUCUCGUUGUGAAAUCAAAGCAGAAUAACAAAAGCUUGACCGUAUACCAAUAUCAAUUCCUUAAAUGGCCUGAUCAUGGGGCUCCUCAGACAACAUCGAACUUGCUCAGAAUGCAUCAAGCGGUCUUGAAAAGUUGUCAAGAACUAGAAAAUGAUUCUCCCAUCGUUGUACACUGCAGUGCUGGAUCUGGACGAACCGGAACCUUUAUUGGAUACGACAUUCUACUCGAUGAAAGUAAUUCCAAGCGAUCAAUUGACGUGUUUUCUUGCGUUCUCAACAUGAGAAGGCAAAGAGUUGAAAUGGUGCAAACUGCUGAUCAAUAUAUCAUUCUUCACAAACUUGUCUUGGAAACAAGUCUGUUUGGUGACAAAGACUUAUCUACUGAUGAAGCAAAGAAUAAGUUAGAAAUGAUGAAAAGUUCUGGCAACGCUCAAUCAAGUUUGAGAAAAGAAUUCGAUGAUCUCAGCAGAAUACAUCCGAUGAAAGAUUCAAAACUGACUGGGAACGAGCAUAAGAAAACGAACCGAUCGAUGAAUAUAGUUCCGUAUGACUACUCUCUAGUAAAACUUGCAAUGGAAGCUGGUGAAACGAAACUGCCAUUUGUGAAUGCUUCCUGGGUUGAGAGUUAUGACGAGUCGAGUCCAAUGAUCGCAUCCCAAGGCCCAACUUCAUCAAACAUUGAUUUAUUCUGGAGAUCGAUUCUAGAUAACAACGUGAAUACCAUCGUUAUGUUGACGGAACUGAAAGAAGGGCGUGAGGAACAAUGCGCGCAGUACUGGCCGUCAAGUGCUGGGGAAGAAUUGAAACUGCAAAACAUGAAAGUAACUCUCGCCGCAGAAGACACUGACGCGAUUGCUGUAACAAGAAAAUUGAAGAUAGAUCGGGGAAUACAAUCGAGAUCUGUGACCCAGUUUCAUUACACCGGAUGGAGAUCAACAAGUUGCCCUGAAGAUGCCAGAGGAAUAAUCGAUCUUGUGAGUAAAAUGCAGAAGAAUAUUCGAUCCACUGGAAAUGGAGCAGCCCUGAUACAUUGCAGCAACGGUAUCGGUAGAACUGGUGUAUUCUGUGCAGCAGUGAAUCUGAUAGAUCGAUUGAAAUGUGAGAAUCGAGUUGAUGUUUUCAGAACUGUGAAAGAUCUCAGAGAUGGAAGACCAAAUAUGGUGGAAAGUUUGGAUCAAUACAAGUUCUGCUAUCAAGCAAUCAUCGAAUAUCUGAGAUCCUUCGAUCUUUAUUCAAACUUCUAAACGUCGCAUCGUUUGAAUGGGACGGCAUGUAAUCACUGGACUUACUUAUUGAUUCUCAAAUUUUUCAAGCUUCGCCCCAUUUUUAGAACUUGAAAAGUCUUUACGUACAUCUCAAAAAUAACUAGAUGAUAAUAAGCUACAAAUAAGAUAUAGAAAAGCGAAAGUAUGUUUUAUUCAGAAACAGGUUGAAAAUACGUGAAUGGAACGUAAAUAAUGAUAUACGAGAAAAAUUUUGAAAACAAGCAAAAUUUGUUGUAAUUUAUAUUAGUGCAGUUGUUUUGAAAAAUAAAAAAUAAAAAUAAAAAAAUAAUAAAAGGGACGUCAAAAUAUAACCUCCGACGUCAACUUAUGCUUUAAUAUUCCAAAAGACCAGGUAUUCUCAUCUAAAUAUGUUGUGUUUGUACCUUCUUAAAACAUACUAAAUGCAUAAUUCUGUACCAUUAAUCAGAUUUUUAUUAUGUUUUGUUGUGAAUAACUGUACUAUGUAGCGUUAGUAAACUAACCACUGCCUUUUCCAUAACGUUAGAUUUUUGUAUUCAUGUCUGACUGUAAAUCUUAUGCUAUGCCUUUGUUUACUUGCCACUGUUAAAAAUAUAACUAGACUAUGCAUUGUCAAAAUUUUAUGCAACUUUAUGCAUCGUAUAAACUAAGUUAUUUUGCUUCUACUACUCUACUUAGAUAAGAAAAUGUUUGAUGUUGAUUGUAUUAACAAGUUGUAGAGUGUUUGAAUUAUUUUCGGAAUUAUUAGUUCAGAUAUUCUUGAUCUUACUAAAUAUUGUUUUUAUUGAAAUGCAAUAUGGUUGCACAGUAUAUACUAUGUACUAUAUUUAAUCAAUGCUCAGUUCGUAUUUUCCUAGCUUUUUACCCCAUGAUGCGCACAUAAAAAAUAAGCAAAAAUUAGUUUUGGGUUUCAUUAGUGAAAAAAAUAUUUAUUUACCCUGAAUUAUGUUUAAUGUUAUUGCGUGCUUCAUGGACAUCUUAUAGGACAUAAGACAUCUUCAGGUGUCAAAAUGAAACAGAUAUGAAUUAGGUAUACAAAAUAUUAUUUUCUGGAAUAUCAUGGCACCAACUCAAAUAACCUUCCAAAAGAUACUCUUAGGUAUUGUAUUGUGUCAAAACAAUUUCCUUAUUUUCAAAUAUAUUGAAAAUAAUAUUAUUUAAAAGCAAUAUUAUACGUAAUAUAUAUUAUAUAAUUG